Messenger RNA from Python bivittatus (Burmese python), 1530 nucleotides. NCBI's taxonomy places the organism in Eukaryota, Metazoa, Chordata, Lepidosauria, Squamata, Pythonidae. The record is from RefSeq and is a predicted model, not a curated record.
AUGGACCCAUUGGAAGGCCAGGAUAAUGUAGUAAUUAGGGUGUUAAAAUCUCUGCUCAGCCACAAAGCUCUUGAGAAGAGGCGUUCUUUGCUGGAGGUGUUCUUUGGUUUGGCAUCUCGGGCAAUCUUCUCCUUGUAUUUUGCAGAGCUGCGCUGCAUCCCCGGGCAAUUCACUUGCCGCAGUGGUUCAAUCCAGUGCAUCCCCUCCAAGUGGCAGUGCGAUGGGUGGCCCACCUGUGAGGAUGAAAGCGAUGAAGUUGGCUGCCCAAAUUAUACAGGGGACCAACGAAUUUAUCAUGGAAAGGAGAAUGUGGAUUCCAGGCACAGUCGUGGAAGAGGAGGGGACACAACUCGGUUCCAUACCAUCAACAUGGCACAGCCGGUUCGAUUUAGUAGGAAGUGCCCAUCAGGGUGGCACCACUACGAGGGUACUGCCAGUUGCUACAGGGUGUACUUAAACGGAGAGAAUUACUGGGAUGCUGUGCAAACAUGUCAGAAGGUGAAUGGUUCCCUGGCCACCUUUACCACCGACCAAGAGCUGAAAUUCAUCCUGCAGCAAGAGUGGGACUCUGAAGAGAAGGCCUUUGGGAGGAAAGAUCAACGCCGGUUCUGGGUUGGAUAUCAGUUUGUCAUCACCAACCGAAAUAAUUCUCUUGAAGGCCACUGGGAGGUCGCUUAUAAAGGCUCAUCGGAAGUAUUUUUGCCCCCUAACCCUACAUUUAGUACAUCUCUGUCUGAAAAUGAAAACAUCCUUUGUGCCCAGUUUCAGUGCUCCCAUUUCCCAAUUCUCCGGCACCAUGGUUUUCACAGCUGGUAUGCUGAAAACUGUUACGAAAAAUCAUCCUUCCUCUGCAAGAGAAGCCAGACCUGUGUGGAUAUUAAGGAUAAUAUUGUCGACGAAGGCUACAAUUUCACGCCUAAAGGGGAUGACCCCUGCUUAAGUUGCACAUGUCACAACGGUGAGCCAGAGAUGUGCGUGGCAGCACUGUGUGAGCGGCCCCAGGGCUGUCAGCAUUAUCUCAAGGACCCCAAGGAGUGCUGCAAAUUUACCUGUUCAGAUCCUGACGGCAACAGUUUAUUUGACUCCAUGGCCAGUGGGAUGCGUCUCAUCGUCAGUUGCGUCUCUUCUUUCCUCAUUUUGUCUCUCCUGCUCUUCAUGGUCCAUCGGCUGCGACAGAGACGCCGGGAGCGCAUCGAGUCCUUGAUUGGAGCAAACUUGCACCACUUUAACUUGGGGCGCAGGAUGCCUGGGUUUGAUUAUGGUCCAGAUGGCUUUGGAACGGGACUCACUCCUCUGCAUCUUUCUGAUGAUGGAGAAGGUGGAGCAUUUCACUUCCAUGACCCACCUCCACCCUACACAGCUUACAAAUACCCAGAUAUUCAACAUCCAGAUGACCCACCACCACCUUAUGAAGCUUCCAUCAACCCGGACAGCAUCCUUUGUUCUCCUCCAGGUAUUGUUGUCUGCUUUGAAUUCUUGCCCAACUCCAUCUUGUUGACAUUGACCUCAGUGUUUCCUACUCAGCAUUCA